GCCCGUAUACUCAGCUAACGGCCGAUUCAACCUAUCAAGGCGAAGCUUGCGAAGUGUCAUCGCUUCAACUUCCUAGCGGGAAGCGGAAGAAGCAGGAGCUGCAUGGAAUAACGCCGAAUGAAUGUAUAUGCAGUAAAAGAAGAUGCGACUCUCCCGUGCUGAAUACAAGGAGAUAGUGAGAUGGACAGAACAACUGAGACCAACACGCCAAUGUAUGAAAAUGCUAAAGGAAAGAUUUCCAAAUCACUCGCAGUCCACUCUUCUGAGCAUCUUCUCCCUGGAGUACCAGAAACGGACCAAAAGAAUAAUCUCAAGGCACCAUGCACCUGAUGUCAUUGAAAGCCACUACCAAAGGUAUCUGAGCGAGGCCAAGGCACAUCCCGCCUCUCCCGUCUUGCUGGAGCUGGCCAAUGAGGUGGAUUUGUCUCCUGCGCUGAUGGCUCGCAUAAUCCUGGACAGGUUUCUUCAGGACCUGGAAGGUGGAAUGCCCUCAAAAACAGUGCUCAACAGCAUGCUGAAAGAACCAUCGCUAAUCCCGGACCAAACUUUGGCCAAGAACAUAUACCAGUGCACAGUAAAUGACUGCUGUUAUGGACCACUGGUAGACUGCAUCAAACAUGCUAUCGGCCACGAGCACGAAGUCCUGCUACGUGACAAACUUAAGGAGAAGAAUCUGUCCUUUCUAGAUGAAAACCAACUGAGAGCUCGAGGCUACGACAAAACGCCAGAUAUCAUCCUGGAGGUUCCAGUUGCUGUGGAGGGACACAUUGUCCACUGGAUUGAGAGCAAAGCUUCAUUCGGAGACGACCACAGCCACCGCACUUAUCUGAACGAACAGUUCUGGAGCUACUGGAACAGCUGAGAGCCAGUUUUGACAUGGCCGCCGUUCACAAGCGGGGAGCGGGAGAGAAAAGUGGCACCUCAGCGAUACAUAUCCUUCCUCCUGCUUGGCUGUGACAUCGUGAGAUGGAGAGGGAAGCCUCAAGUCAAAUGAGGUGCGAGGGUGUCAGCUCUGUGAAUUUCUUUUUUUCUGUGCUGGAACUUUUUUUUGUAAAAGAUGAAUGUCCAUGUUUUUUGUCAGCUUUCACAAUGUAUAACAUCAGAAUCGCCAAGACAUACUUUUGUGUCUCCUUCACUUUCUGUUUUUUUUCCUCUGCAGUGCCCCUCUGGGCUCAGACAGUGCACACAUCAUCUAUACUGAAAAUGGAACUACAACAUUUUCGGCACCGCUUUGUUUGUUGGGAACGUCUUCUGUACUACUUUUUUAUAGUAACUCUUUAUUCUGGCGGAUCGGACCAGAAAUGAUUGUAUUAUUAUAGGAGGAUGGUACGGCAUUUACUUUUUUUAAGCUAUAUGUUUUUAUUACAUUCUUAAUAACAAUGAAUCAGUACAUUACAGUUUGUAUAUAUUUUUAAAGAACAUUAUUUGGUUAGUUGCCUUAUAUGGUUACGUGUCUUAUGGGCUAACUUUUUGUAUAUAGUUUUAUUAUUAUUUUUUGCAUAUAUAUGUUUUUGUAAAUGAAAGGAGAAAGGAGUGUUAAGGUUACCGGUAAUUGUAUUUUAUUCACAAAGUAGAUCCCCUCAAACGGUGCAGCAUUUUGUGCUAUUAUGUGGCAAUUUGACAUUAAAAAAGAUGCACUGAACGGUUAAUUAAAACAAGAAGUGAUUUUAUGUGCAUAUUCUUUGAUCAGUUGAGGAGUUGGGGUGAGUUACUGGUAGCUCACACACAGCAUCUUUUGGAUACCCUUCCUUCUAAAGAUUACCUGAAUCAAUAAAAUAAUCUUUGAAUGUAACUAAACUGAAUUUAAUUGCAAUAUGCAGUUAAUUUUAGGAUGUGAAAAAUGUGAGAUUUACCAUCUGCAUGCAGCAGUGGCGAGCGGCGCAUUUCAUACCUGGGCCUUCAGUGGGAACUUAAGCAGCCCAAUCCACCUCUUAGUCCCACUGCUAUCAUGUCACAAUUAUGCAAACCAUGAAUAAAAUGCAAAAAUGCAAUUCAAAUGUAUGUGUGGCAUUCAUCCCCACAGAAGUGGGGAUGAAUACUAUUAGUACUAAAGCAAGAAGCUCAGUUCACCUUUUAACUUCCAAUACAUUAUCUCGGAACUCACUUAUCUCUUCCUGUA
Molecule: messenger RNA, 2119 nt
Organism: Dunckerocampus dactyliophorus (ringed pipefish)
Lineage: Eukaryota; Metazoa; Chordata; Actinopteri; Syngnathiformes; Syngnathidae
Gene: cdin1
Product: CDAN1 interacting nuclease 1
Exons: 12
Coding region: 143-862 (239 amino acids)
Biological process (GO): erythrocyte differentiation
Cellular component (GO): nucleus; cytoplasm
Source: RefSeq, a predicted model, not a curated record